UUUCUAUUCUGUGUCAACAUGGCGUCAUAAUAUUAAGAUCAUGUCACGCUGUUUGCGUCGUCUUGAAAUUUUCAAUUUUUAUGAAUAAUUACUAGGUACCUCUGAUAUACAGCAAUUUUGAAAUGGGUUAAAUCUACAUAAAAUGAGUGACACACUCGCUGAAACAUGGAAGAAACUAGUCAGUACUUGUUGCACCAGUUGAAAAUCACCGUUGAAGGUCUGCUGAUCACGCAGCCCACUAAUGUGUGGCAUGUCUACGGCGGUCUCAACAGGCUUCAUAGCAUUUUCGAAAAGAUCUUCAAACAUGGAUGCAGAGUUUUCAAUCAAGAGGGCGAACCUGACUGUUGGAUAUUUAUACAAGGUUUGAGUUGGCUGCAGCCUUCACUAGCCGCAUCGCCCACUUUCAUUGGCAACGUCGAGAACGGACCUCACCCUCAUUCGCCGCCUGGAGCCAGACCAAACAAGGCCAAGUUGUGGCUUUUUAAAAGCCUUGAGUCACAUACGCUGUCGCAGAAGCUCUCUUGGCUGCUGACUGACAGAGAACAUCUUCUCUCUUGCUUUAAGCCUACCGCUUUUCUGUGCCAGGAGAAGUAUAGUGAAGCCACUUUGAUUUGCCUCCAGGCAGUCGAACAAAACCAACUAUCGUUUCUCAGUGACAUUGAUCCAAGUCUGUACUUGCUCAAAUGGAAUGUAGUUAAGUCUCAUCGCCGAUGUGCCUCUUUCCCCGAAGGAAUCAAAAUGACUGUCGAUGGAACAAGUAGCUUGAAAAAGGAAGGCACUGAACUUAUGAGCAUCAGUCCCACGCUUCCUAAUCCGAAAAUCGAUACAGUUGAAUCGUCAUUGAGUCGUGAUGCUAUCAGCAACUCUCCCAACUUUAGUCACACCGCACAAACUACCGAGAAACUCAGUCCAAGUCCAAGCUCCUCUGAAAAUAAGUCCAUAUCGAAUCUCAUGCGCCUUAAGCCAUGGCACAGUUCUCCUUGCCUCUCUGAUACUCUCCGUCCUACCAAUAGCAAUCAAGACUCAUCGGAAAAGCACAAAUAUUUGAACGUCCCUGAAUCAAAAACCGAGCCUUCAUCUCCAGCCAUCAGCGCUUAUAGUAGAUUAGAGAAGAAAUCUCCGUAUGUUUCCCCCACCAACUUGUUGAAAAGUAUAAGUGUCCUUAGAAUUGACUACAAGGAAUUGCAGAAAAAUGAACCACUAACCAAUGAAAGUUCGAGAACUGGUUUGAAAUUGAAGUCCAAGUCGAGCAAAACUAAAUCUUUGAUGACUGAUUGUAUAGUAAUGCACGAUGUACCGAAAAGUGAAUCGUUGCUGAUCAAAAGUGAUAACUCAAUUAGCGAUACACCUCUAGUCAACUCAACUAGUUGCAGUAGUUCCAGUUUAACUUGCAAUGAGUCUUUUAUGGCGAGUGAGAGUAAGAACGCACGACUUAUUCCAUCAGCGCGUAGGAGAAGGAAAGAAAGCCCGAAAUUGUUGAGUGUGCCUCACAGCAUCUGGGAGGAGACGGAUGAGGUGAUGGCGGAGGCGAAAGCCAAGAGCAGCGGCGGCGGCAGACUGAAGCGAGUGAGCUCCUCGCCGCUGGUGCGAUCGCUGCCUGCACUCGCACUCGAAAAGCAGCACUGGAAUGUGGCACGCAAGAAGAGCUUCAUAGAAGAUGGCGGCAGCAGCAUCCAGCCCAUGUCCACCAAGUUCUUCCCGCGACCCACGCAAGGCCAGAGCCUCGCCAGCUUCCUCUCCUCCUCUCAGUUCACCAGAGCCAAUGCUGAACUCGACCGCGAGAAUGCUCACUUCAGCAUCUCUGAAGCGAUCAUCUCAGCCAUAGAGCAGGUGAAGUGUAAUCAGCUACUUGGUCUGGUAGAAGAGAAUGCUUAUGAAAGUGACGAGGAGAUAAACAGUUUGAAGCAGCGAAUUCGCCUAAGAAGACGACAAAAGCAGGAAGAACGGAGGCGCACACUUAUUGGAAUCACAUUGCUCAGUGACGGAAAAACUGAUACUACCACAACAACUGAUCAGAGCGCUAGUCCGUUGUCUUCUUCACUUGGCGAUAGUUCGGAUUCUCUAUCGACGGAUGACGUCGAUGAUUUAGAGCUGGACCAGGUCACUUCCAGCAAUCUUGACGAUCUAUCCAAAUCAGGUCUGUCAAUGUCAAUGGCGUCGCUCUACUCAGAGGCGGAGAUAUCGCGUUGUUCAGGUGGGGCUGGGGCUGGGGCCGAGAAUGUGGUGUCGGCGGAAGCGGUGGCUCUGUCGCUGCUCAGCCAGUUCAGUGACAAGCAGUUGCCCAGAGCAUCCGAUAUCGAAUGGCUGGUGUCUGAAAAGGACGCCCCACAACAGCUGCUGCCGCUGCCGAGAAGCUGGCCAGUGAGUCCAGACGAGGCGGAGGACCAGGACAUGCGACAGGCCACGCUGCUAAGGGGCACCACAGACUGGGCGCCCCCCCGGCCUCAGGUCAUCUUCACCCUCCAUCCUUCGCCCGUGAGGAGGGUUUUGAUGACAAAGCAAAAUUACAGAUGCGCCGGCUGUGGAAUGAAGGUGGUGCCUGAUUAUGCGCACAAAUACCGCUAUUGUGAAUACCUCGGCCGCUUCUUUUGCACUGGAUGCCACAUGAAUCAGCAGGCCAUAAUCCCUGGUCGAGUGCUUUCCAAAUGGGACUUUGCCAAAUACCCUGUAUCAAGUUUCUCCUAUCGACUCUUGGAUCAGAUGUUCAGUGACCCCUUAUUCAACAUAGAGGAUCAUAGUCCGAAUCUUUAUAGACGUGUACGUUGUUUGGAAAAAAUACGUACUUUACGACUCCAGCUGUUCUAUUUGAAAGAUUUCCUUCUAACUUGUCGAUUCGCUCACGAUUUGGCGAAAUCACUGGAAAGUGAACCUCCCUACAUUUUGAUGGAGCCUGAUGUCUAUUCUCUGCAGGAUCUCAUUUCAUCCAAAUCAGGUGAACUGGGAGAAAGACUGAAAGAACUCGUCAGCAAUGCUACUGCUCAUGUUAAAAGUUGCCAGUUAUGCCAAGUUCGAGGCUUCGUUUGCGAGGUAUGCAGAUCUCAAGAAGUUAUUUAUCCGUGGGAGCUGGAGAGAGUUGUGAGGUGCAUGAAAUGUGGCAGCUGUUUCCACAGCAACUGCUAUUCGCCGAAACUGGACUGUCCGCGUUGUUUGAGGAUCCUGCAGCGUGCAGCGAGCAGCGUGCAGCGACAGCAACAGCAACACACCAAGUAACUCAUUAAUCGUGAUAUAGGUAGGUCAGUCAUUAAUAGGUAGUAAGUUGUUAUUAAUGGCAUUGCAAAGCGAUGUUUUCAAUCAGACAAAUCACGCACUAUUCAGACAUUUAUUUUGUAACUGAAACUGCACUUGAAAAAUCUCUAUUCUAUUAGUAGACAUUAUAAAAUACUAUCUCACUUUGAAGAACUAUUGUUAGCUCGAAUGAACUCAAUAACUCAGUUCAUUAUUGAAUUUUAUUUUUAUAAUAAUAAACUAGUGAGUUUAGAGUAAUAGGUUAAUACAUAAUUUAUUAGAAAUAUGUGCGGGCCAAAAUAGUUGAAUUGUAAACUGUAUAUGUAUAGGGAUAUGGAAUUAUGUUACCCUUAUAGAAUCUCAUCAUCUCAAUUUGAGAAUAAUGAUAAAAUGUUAUCAUUUAUUGGACCUCUAUCUAAAUAACCUUUAUAGGCAUAGGCCUACUAAUUAUGUUUACUAACUGUGAUAAUCAAUUAUAUAAAAAAUGUUGUGUAUCAGCUAUUGAUAAUCUAGAAUAUCGAAAAAAUAAAAUCAACUCAAUGUAAACUUGAGGGCUGUAGGCUAGCAAUGAUUGCUAGGAACGAUAUAAAACAAGUAAGGUUUGGUUGUUGAACAUCUAGAAUAGUUUUGAUUGUUUCAUGUUAUUGAUUACUAGAUAACCAAAGCUUACUCUUAUCAAAGCUUGCUUCUUAAGAAUUGUUUAUAAAUGAGUAACCCUUUGAGUAAAUGAGUAAUGCCAAUUUUGUUGAAAUUCUUGUUCACUCAACAUUUGUACAAGUCUCGAACUCAUUAGCCAUUGUAACCAUUAGCAAAGGUCAAGUGGUACCGUAUACCAAAAGGGUGUGUAAUUACAUAAAACUCCUGCUUCAUCUUUCAUUUCCGAGAUACAGUAUUGUUUGAACAGAAAUACUUCCCCUUAAUAGCAUGUUAUUAUUCCAGUCUCUGUGGAUUGGCCUCCAAGAUCUUGUGAUUUAACACCGCUAGACCACUUUCUGUGGGGCUAUGCUUUUUGAGUCAUUGGUUUAUGCGGAUAAGCCACAAAGGUUAUUGCCGAUACAAGGACUCAAAUGUUGGAAAAAGUAAUAGGAAAUUGGACGCCUUGGUUGUACUACAUCGAGGUGGUCAUAUGUCACAAAUCAUACUCAAAAUAUAAUGAUUCAUGAUUAUCUUUAGUUAAAAAAAAAAAUUAUGUCAUUCGAAUAAUCCAUUGUUGUUCUAUUGCACUUUGAUAAAGUUGUUCUAUACCUCUAAAAAACAAUCGUUAUAUUAAAUUUAUUGAUAAGUAGUUGUUACUGCUAAGCAAUUGCUCUUAACACAUUAGUAUUAAGCAUUUCCUCUUAUUAUAGGAAAAAGAAAGGUGAUACUCUGUAGCCGCUCAAACUAUUUUAGGGAGCUUUUGAAACAAACCCCCUGCCAACAGCCCAUAGUUUCCAUGGAAAAUUCGAGGUUUUGGGAGGUACAGACCCUUGUAGACUUCAUGUACAAGGGUGAAGUCAAUCUGCCCGAGGAUCGCUUCCCUGCUCUCCUUGAUGCUGCCGAGGCCUUCCAAAUCAAGGGAAAUAUGACCGUUUACAUCUAGAGCAUCCUGUUUAUCCUUUAUUUUUUCACCUUGAGCUUGACGACUUCGCCAAUAAUAUGUUCUUCAUAAAAAUCUUUUCCCAACUUCUUCUUUUAAUAAGCAUAACAUAAAUCGCACCUGCCUUUUCAUGGUAUGAAAACUUUUAUAUUCAAACUAUCAACAGUUCGUUUAAACUAUUUUCUUCCAAGAGGAACCUUAUUUGAGUUUGCACAAAGAGAACUGUAUAUUUCAUAGAAGUGGGCCAUGAAUCUUAUAUCUGUUUGUAAAUACAAUUUGUUUGACGAUUUUCGGCAAUAAUGCGAGGGAAGCUUAGGUAAUGCCUCCAAAAAAUUUCAAAGAAACAAUUCCUUAUGACCACGAGCUUUCGUUGACUGGCGGCCAGUCACUGGCCAGCAUAACAAUCUGUUUUUCAAGUAUUGUGCUGGUCAGUUGGGAGUUCUAUGUCAUUUUCAUUGAAAACUGUGUUAUCAGUUGGCAGUUUUUUCGUUGCAUUCAAGUUAUUUUCAAUCCAAUAUCGAACCUCGUUGUCUGUGAGACAAGGGUGCUCAGAAAUUUAUUUUGUCCCCCGAAAGUGUUCGAAUAUAGAGUCACUCUAGUUAGUUUUGGAGGAAGACUCAAUAAUCAAAUCAAAUCAUUAAUUGUCAAAAACACAAAGUUUCACAACAUACAACGUCUAUACAAUUUACAACAGUAACCUACAAUAUUCAGAUCAUGAUUAUAAAACAUGAAAUCAGUCAUUAAAAUUGAUAUAAACGAAUUCAUGUACAUUAUAUAGGCACCUCUUCAUCAAAAAAAUUUUCAAAUACUUUUCAAAACAGUGGAAUUCCAUUGUUUUCACAUUCUUGGGAAGAAAAUUAAAAAGCCUGAUUGACAUACACUUCUAGUUCUUCUGAGAGGAAGUAUAGUUGCACUUUUUGAUUCUUGAGUUAUUUUUCUCUCGUGUAUCGUAGUUAUGUACAUUGCGAUAACUUUGUAAAUACAAGUGGCAAUUUGUCUCCCACCUCAACACCUUCAGCCUCAUGCCACAUGAAGCAUGUAACAUCACCUGAUCCAAGCUCAUGCAUUGUUAGAUUGGAAGUCCAUAGUUGCCUUUUAUAAAAAGAAA
Molecule: messenger RNA, 5909 nt
Organism: Nilaparvata lugens (brown planthopper)
Lineage: Eukaryota; Metazoa; Arthropoda; Insecta; Hemiptera; Delphacidae
Gene: Rubicon
Product: run domain Beclin-1-interacting and cysteine-rich domain-containing protein
Exons: 13
Coding region: 166-3210 (1014 amino acids)
Cellular component (GO): intracellular membrane-bounded organelle
Molecular function (GO): phosphatidylinositol phosphate binding
Source: RefSeq, a predicted model, not a curated record